Messenger RNA from Vigna angularis (adzuki bean), 607 nucleotides. Its product is annotated as mitochondrial import inner membrane translocase subunit TIM8. The record is from RefSeq and is a predicted model, not a curated record. Lineage: Eukaryota; Viridiplantae; Streptophyta; Magnoliopsida; Fabales; Fabaceae. Bases 163 to 399 code for a protein of 78 amino acids. The transcript is spliced from 2 exons.
UUGGUUCAUCUAUCAUUUCGUCUGUGCUAGGGUUUUGGAAAAGGUUUGGGACGGAAGGGCGAGGUUUUACUGUUUUAGGUUAAAUUUCAUACGAUAGUUUGGUUGGCUUGUGGCCUUAGGGUUUUUGUGAGAUUCAGUUGAAGAGUUCUCUCCACUUUCUCUAUGGAUCUUUCAGACCUUAAUUCAGUUGAAAUGCAGAAAUUUUACUCUGAAGAACAGCAAAGAGCUAUGGUUAAUGAAAUGGUGGCAAAGCUAACGAGUGAAUGCUGGGACAAAUGCAUCACGGGUACACCUGGGAAUAAAUUCAGUUCAAGUGAAUCUAAUUGUCUUUCAAACUGUGCACACCGUUACUUGGAGAUGAGCAUGCUUAUCAUGAAAAGGUUUCAGAGUAUGCAAUGAAAAGUGUAUCCUGAAAUUUCUCAUUUGCAUGAUCGUCAAUAUUGGAAUCUUAUUAUCUGGAAGCUAUGUUUCUUUGGAUUAAUUUAUAUUUGUUGAGACUCUUGUGUCCAAAUAUUUAGUUUACAUUUGACUUUCCUGAAAUUGUGUCCAAAUAUUUGGCUUUCCUGAAAUUUAUAGAGGAAAACACUGCCUAUUUUGUGAAUUACAA